Leishmania major strain Friedlin is the source of this 2328-nucleotide messenger RNA. Its product is annotated as putative translation initiation factor IF-2. Gene Ontology annotation, molecular function: GTP binding; translation initiation factor activity; GTPase activity. Bases 1 to 2328 code for a protein of 775 amino acids. Lineage: Eukaryota; Euglenozoa; Kinetoplastea; Trypanosomatida; Trypanosomatidae. The record is from RefSeq and is a predicted model, not a curated record. Gene Ontology annotation, biological process: translational initiation. The transcript has a single exon.
AUGGCGUCGGCAGCAAUGGCGACGUCUGCGCUGCGCACGGCUCGCCGCUACCAGUCGCAGAGCAGCCGUGUGCGACCAUCCCUGCAGUGGCAGGACGGCCAAGUGGACCCGCGCUUCUCGUCGGAGGGCAACAUGCGUCGGCUAAACCCAGAGACGAUGCCGCACUUUGUAAAGGCGACCAUCCAGAAGGACCGACGCGAGAUGGGGCUGGGAGAGGUGUUCGACUGGGUGGAGUUCGCGAAAGACGCCAUCUACAUCCCUACCCGGUCCGGCCCUCUCUGGGUCGGCAGCGACGAUCCGCGCGCGUCGAAGUUUGUGCGGCGGCGUGAGAAGAUGAAGCGGCAGCCGCUGCAGCGGACGCGGCAGAAACCAGGGACGGACCAAGCCAAGGCGCUCGAGGACCAUCCCCUCCGCGAGUACUUCACGACACCGUCCAACCUGCACGACCCCAUGAGUGUCGCAACGGGCCUGCACCGUGCUGGGAUGAUCCGCGAAUAUGACAUCAAGCACACGGCAUCGAAGAUCGAAUACUUGCCACGGUCGCCGAUCGUGUCUAUCAUGGGCCACGUCGACCAUGGCAAGACGACGCUGCUGGAUCACCUGCGCCACACGAACGUGGCGGCGGGAGAGGCGGGCGGCAUCACACAGAACGUGGGCGCCUUUCAGGUGAAGACGCCAGACGGGCACAUCAUCACCUUCAUCGACACCCCCGGCCACGCCGCCUUCACGGCGAUGCGAGAGGUCGGCGCCACGACUAACGACUUGAUCGUCCUCAUCGUCUCCGCCGUGGACGGGGUGCAGCCGCAGACGCGCGAGGUCAUCGAGCUGGCGCAGCGCAAAGGCACGCCGAUGGUGGUCGCCGUAACGAAGAUUGACCGGCAGCCCGACUGCGACUACGUGAAGGACCAGCUGGCCGCGAAUGGCGUGGAUCUGGAGGAGAAGGGCGGCGACGUGCAGCUCGUCAAGAUCUGCGCCAAAGAUGGCCGCGGCAUCCCUGAGCUACUCGAGGCACUGCAUCUGCAGGCUGAACUGUGCGAGGUGGCGACGCCCACCCCGUCUCGCGCCGAGAUGUACGUUCUCGAGUCGCGCAACUUGGGCGUCAGCGAGGUGGCGGCGGUUGUGCGCUGCGGCACGGUGAAGCCCGGGCAGGUGUUUGUCACAGGCACCGUCUACGGUACGGUGAAGCGGAUCCUGGACGACCACGGCGCCACGCUCGACGAGGCGAGGCCGUCGAUGCCGGUCGUGCUGCACGGCUUUCGUGUGCCGCCAAAGCCAGGGUCGGUGAUGAUGCAGGUGAGCAGCGAGAAGCACGCCGAAAAGUUCAGCUACUUCAUGCGUGAAGUGUACACCGUCGAGGGCAACCGUGAGAACUACUUGCAGAUUCUCAACCAAGAACGACAGGGUCUCAUUCACGGCCGGAAGCCGGACAACAAUAUAGUGCGCGCAUACAGCACCCAGGCGUUCAUCCUCUCCUGUAAGGCUGCCACGUUCGGGAUGCUGCAGGCGCUGCUAAAGACGAUCUACGAGUUGCCGCGACUCGAGGGUGUUUCGCUGGACAUCCGCAUCACCGAGGUUGGUGGGCUGAAGGACUCGGACCUGAUCCUGACGGGAUCGUCCGGUCAGCCCGGCUGCGUCCUGCUCUUCGGCGACUGCAAGGACUCUUUCUCUCUAGACGUACCGGCCAACGUGCGGGUGUUGCGGUUCAACGUGUUGUACCACGGCAUCGAUGAGCUGAAGCAGGUACUCGUCGACUCCCUGCCAAAGGUGAAGAAGACGCGCAUCCUGGCGACAGCGGAGUGUCUGCAGACCUUCAAGGCUUCCCAGGCAGGUCGCACCGGUAAUGCCGGUGGCAUGAAGGUCACAAGGGGCACGCUCGACGCGGCCCAUCUUACCUUUCGCGUGUUGCGGCGACCGCAGGACUUGAAGGCAAGGCUGGCCGCGGCAGCGAGCGGCACCAAGAUGAGCCCGUUCGGCGGCGGCGCCGCAGCCGCGGCUGACGACGAGGCGCGGGAGGUUGUGUACGAGGGUCAGCUGAAGGAGCUGCGCCGUUUCAAAGAUCUUGUACCGACCGUCGAGACGGGCCUGGAGUGUGGCGUUGUGUUGCACGACGACUUCAGCUUCCGCGUCGGGGACGUGCUGGAGCAGGUUGAGGAGUACGAGGAGAACCGCGACGUCGACGAGGAGUACGAGGCAGCGGAGAGGCGCGAGAAGAUACUGCGCGAGACGGCCGAGAUGCAGACGCGCAUGGAGGAGGCGGAGCGGAAGGCCGCCGAGGAGGCCGCGGGCAGCACAGAGCUGCAUGAGAAGCUCAAGGCCGUGACCGAUUAG